UUUUCGCCAUGGCAACGACGUACCAGACACCGGACUCGAAGAAGGAGGAGUUCCGCAAGUACCUCGAGAAGAGCGGGGUCAUCGACUCGUUGACCAAGGUGCUCGUCGGGCUCUACGAAGAGUCGGAGAAGCCGCCGAAUGCUGUCGAUUACAUCAAGCGCUUCAUGGGCGCACCGACGGGCGUCGACGUCGAGGCCAUGCGCCUCGAAAAUGAAGAGCUCAAGAAGAAGAACGCCGAGCUGCAGAAGACGAUCGAGGAGCUCAACAAGCGCCUCACCGCCGAGGAAGAGGAAGAAGAAGAGUAAGCACAAAAGAUGUUUCAUGAUGAUGAGGA
This is a messenger RNA of Saprolegnia parasitica CBS 223.65, 334 nucleotides long. RefSeq lists its product as hypothetical. Gene Ontology annotation, cellular component: nucleus. Gene Ontology annotation, biological process: regulation of DNA-templated transcription. The transcript is spliced from 2 exons. The record is from RefSeq and is a predicted model, not a curated record. NCBI's taxonomy places the organism in Eukaryota, Oomycota, Saprolegniomycetes, Saprolegniales, Saprolegniaceae. Gene Ontology annotation, molecular function: transcription coactivator activity. The coding region runs from base 9 to 305 and encodes 98 amino acids.